CUAGCGCAGCCUGACCCCCUCCUAGCGCAGCCUGACCCCCUCCUAGCGCAGCCUGACCCCCUCCUAGCGCAGCCUGACCCCCUCCUAGCGCAGCCUGACCACCUCCUAGCGCAGCCUGACCCCCUCCUAGUGCAGCCUGACCCCCUCCUAGUGCAGCCUGACCCCCUCCUAGUGACUCCCAGCUCCUAUGGAGAUCAGGCUAACCAGCAACACACAAAGCAAAGCAAACCACCAGCUGCCUUGGCCAUGGAUGUAGAGGGUAAAGCCUUUACUCUUGAUGUCCAUCCACCUUCUCCCAGACCCCAGUGGCCACCAGGCCCCCACACAGUCCAGGGGCCCAACACAGUUCGGUGGCUCCACACUGUCCAGGAGCCCCAGUACGACCAGGGGCCCCAAUCCCAUAGAGAGCAGGACCAGUGGCUCAGAGCAGUUCAGACAGCCCAACAGUCAAAGACAAAGGUGGCCGGUCCUGUGGCGAAGGAGAGAGAGCAGAGACUGACUGAAACGAUGUGCAGGCUCCAGCAGCAGCUGUGUCAGGACCAGAGACCGGUCCAGAGCCCUUACAUCUGUUCUCCCUUCUCCUCAUUGGGGGAGGCUGUGACACAACUGUUACCAUACCACACCUGUGCCGGACACCUGCCUAGUCAGGACGACUUCAACUUAGUGGACAAGCAGUUUGACACUGUGUCAGGGUUCCUAUUGAAACGCACCAAGGACAUGCUCAACAAAUACAGACAGCUACUGCUCGGGGAGGCACUGCAAGUGAUGCCGUCGGCAGAGAUGGUGAUGCUGGAUCGUCUGUUCCUCCAAUCAGAGAGGUUUUCCCUGGGGGAGGACCGACACAGGGCCCGUAGAGACCCAGAGUCCUUCCUGAUGACCCUGCAUGCAUCUGAGUCCUCCAGCUCCGCGUCAUCCCGUGUGGGGCUGGAUCGGUCUGGCAGCCUCCCCUCCUCCCCAGCUUGGACCAGACUCUCCGACCGACCCCCGGGACUCAGGACCUACCACUCCACCAGCCGCGGAGGCCUUAGGCUCACCAUCAAACACAAGGCUGGAUCCAGGAUGGUGGUUCACAACUCAGCCUGUGACACCGUGCAUGAUACUGCCCCCUCUGGUCAAAAGCGGUACUACACCGGCCAACUGAUCAAUGGGAGUGUUGAUCUGACUGAGCAGGGCUCCUCCCAUAGGACCUCCUACCAUCCAAUCGAUGAGGAGAUGUCGAACGGAGCCCUGCCCUCCAAAGUAGUAGAGGACAUCCCACAUGGUCACCAUAGUGACAGCAGGGAAUCUGUUGCACAGAUUCAGACAGCAGCACAGGGUUCACAAAAUAUAAGUUCCCCAAACUCCCUUACUAUGCCGAGCUUAGACCCACAGACUGCCUGUCUAGAGCCUCCCCCUUCAGACCCUGGAGAGAUGAGUACCCCCAAACUGAAACGCUUCAGGCUCACGCUUCCGGACCUCCCAUUCCAGGCGGACAGGCACAGCGACAGGCCCCAGCCUUUUCCACAGACCAGCUACAGGCCCCCGCCUUUUCCACAGACCAGCUACAGGCCCCAGCCUUUCCCCCAGACCAGCUACAGGCCCCCGCCUUUUCCACAGACCAGCGACAGACCCCAGCCUCUUCCCCAGACCAGCUAUAGGCCCCUGCCUCUUUCCCAGACCAGCUAUAGGCCCCUGCCUCUUUCCCAGACCAGCUAUAGGCCCCAGUCUCUUUCCCAGACCAGAGACAGACACCAGCCUCUUUCCCAAACUAGCUACAGGCCCCAGUCUCUUUCCCAGACCAGCAAUAGACCCCAGUCUCUUCCCCAGACCAGCGACAGGCCCCAGUCUCUUUCCCAGACCAGCGACAUGCCCCAGCCUCUUCCCCAGGCCAGCUACAGACCCCAGCCUCUUCCCCAGACCAGCGACAGACCCCAGUCUCUUCCCCAGACCAGCGACAGACCCCAGUCUCUUCCCCAGACCAGCGACAGACCCCAGUCUCUUCCCCAGACCAGCGACAGACCCCAGUCUCUUCCCCAGACCAGCGACAGACCCCAGUCUCUUCCCCAGACCAGCGACAGACCCCAGUCUCUUCCCCAGACCAGCGACAGACCCCAGUCUCUUCCCCAGACCAGCGACAGACCCCAGUCUCUUCCCCAGACCAGCGACAGACCCCAGUCUCUUCCCCAGACCAGCGACAGACCCCAGCCUCUUCCCCAGAUCAGCGACAGGCCCCAGCCUCUUCCCCAGAUCAGCGACAGGCCCCAGCCUCUUCCCCAGAUCAGCGACAGGCCCCAGCCUCUUCCCCAGACCAGCUACAGGCCCGAGGCUAGUCCUAGCCCCCAACCCCCCCUGCCAGAGGACAACACCCUCAGUGAACACCUGCAGAGUGCCAUCGACAGCAUCCUGGAGCUGCAGCGCCUGCAGGGUCCUACGGCUGCAGCCCAGCCCCGGAUCCAGGGGGCGUGCCCGGUUGCAGGCCCCGCCUCCCUACUGGACCAGGCCAUCACUAGCAUCCUACAAGGAAACCUCUAGAGACUCCUGAGAUGAGGGACACCUGGAAAAAAGGGGUGAAGAACUCAGCCUGUUUCAAAACGUCCGGUCCGCUUUAACCAAGCGAGGAGAACGAGGGAUAAAGACUAGGCACCACAAAAAUAAAAAAAUAAAAACAGGAAAUGCAGAGAAAUGUACACCCAAGCAUUAUCUUCUAGAUACUUCAUUUGAGGUACAUGUGAGAUUAAAUCAAAUUCAGUAGGCGAUAUACCGUGUCAGUGGUAGUUUGAGGAUCACGACGCCAGGUGUAUCAUAUUUAUAAAUAACAGUGAGAAACGGAGAGACGGGAGAACAGCAGGCUGAGAUUAUUCAUUUAAUACUUUGUUUAAAAAAAUAUAUAUGUUCUUCAAAUGUGAAUUAUUAUUUUUGCUUUAUAUAACUAAGAAUAUCCUAUAGUGGAUUAUUUCAAUAAUCUGUGCCAACUGUGUAAAAUGUGAUUAUUGGGUUGAUUAAGAGCAGGAAGGUUGUCUUUAUGUGAAUCUCUGUGCCUGGGUGUCGGGGGUAGAUGGUGAGUUUGAGUGAGUCAGUGUUUUUAUUGUGAAUGACCUGAUGAUUCUUUCUUCAACAUAACGAUUUAACCCCAAAGAGACGUAUUGUUCAUCUGGGGUGUAUUCACUACGAACAAGCAGAAACAAGACAGGGGGCGAAACAGGGAAGCACCUACCUGACUUUUGCCCAAUAGAAUCUCUUUUUUCGGUGAGCAAAAUGUUUUCUGUUGCAAAAAAAAAAAAAAAAUUUUUGUUGCGGUGUGCACUAAUGAAUACACCCCUGAAUACACCAGCAAAUGUCAGCAUAUCCCAUACAUUCACAAGAGCCUGUCAAGAGUCACAGCGAAAAGAGAAAAGAUUUUGACGCAAGGUGUCAAGGAUACAGUCCUGCUUUUCGGGGAGAGAAAAAAAUGGACGUUUCUUUUAUUUUUUUUUAGGGGGGGGGCGGUUAAAAGACGAGAACAGAUCCAAAACUUCUUAACAAGCAAGCAAUAAGAGGAGAGGGUUUCUGUGCGAGGGUUCUGUAGUGUAGUGAGAGGUCUCCAAGUACGUCCCAAAUGACACCCUUAUUCCCCAUCGAAACGAGCGUACUAAAUAGGGAAUAGGACGCCAUUUGGCACACACAGUAUACCUGGCCUCCUAACACACCACAUUACUAGCCCAGCCCCAGAGACUGGAGCUCACCUGUAUCUUCUACCAGCCUUGGACCAAAAACUAGGAGAAUCAUCAGCUUUAUACAGUUGAAGUCGGAAGUUUACAUACACCUCAGCUAAAUACAUUUAAAAACUAUGUUUUUCACAAUUCCUGAUAUUUAAUCCUAGUCAGAAUUCCCCUUUUUAGGUCCGUUUGGAACACCACUUUAUUUUAAGAAUGUGAAAUGUCAGAAUAAUAGUAGAGAGAAUGAUUUAUUUCAGCUUUUAUUUCCUUCAUCACAUUCCCAGUGGGUCAGAAGCUUACGUACACUUAAUUAGUAUUUGGUAGCAUUGCCUUUAAAUUGUUUAACUUGGGUCAAACAUUUCGGGUAGCCUUCCACAAGCUUCCCACAAUAAGUUGGGUGAAUUUUGGCCCAUUCCUCCUGACAGAGCUGGUGUAACUGAGUCAGGUUUGUAGGCCUCCUUGCUCGCACACACUUUUUCAGUUCUGCCCACAAAUUUUCUAUAGGAUUGAGGUCAGGGCUUUGUGAUGGCCUCUCCAAUACCUUGACUUUGUUGUCAUUAAGCCAUUUUGCCACAACUUUGGAAGUAUGCUUGGGGUCAUUGUCCAUUUGGAAGACACAUGUGCGACCAAGCUUUAACUUCCUGACUGAGGUCUUGAGAUGUUGCUUCAAUAUAUCCACAUAAUUUUCCUACCCCAUGAUGCUGUCUAUUUUGUGAAGUGCACCAGACUGUCCUGCAGCAAAGCACCCCCACAACAUGAUGCUGCCACCCCCGUGCUUCACGGUUGAGAUGGUGUUUUUCGGGCUUGCAAGCCUCCCCCUUUUCCUCCAAACAUAACGAUGGUCAUUAUGGCCAAACAGUUCUAUUUUUGUUUCAUCAGACCAGAGGACAUUUCUGCAAAAACUACAAUAUUUGUCCCCAUGUGCAGUCGCAAACCAUAGUCUGUUUUUUUAAUGGGGGUUUUGGAGCAGUGGCUUCUUCCUUACUGAGUGGCCUUUCAGGUUGUUGAUAUAGGACUCGUUUUUACUGUGGCUAUAGAUAAUUUUGUAUCUUCACAAGGUCCUUUGCUGUUGUUCUGGAAUUGAUUUACACUUUUCGCACCAAACGCGUCUCCUGCCUGAGCGGUAUGACAGCUGCGUGGUCCCAUGGUGUUUAUACUUGCGUACUAUUGUUUGUACAGAUGAACGUGGUACAUUCAGGCGUUUGGAAAUUGCUCCCAAGGAUGAACCAGACUUGUGGAGGUCUACAAUUUUUUUCCUGAGGUCUUGGCUGAUUUCUUUUGAUUUUCCCAUGAUGUCAAGC
Molecule: messenger RNA, 4975 nt
Organism: Oncorhynchus keta (chum salmon)
Lineage: Eukaryota; Metazoa; Chordata; Actinopteri; Salmoniformes; Salmonidae
Exons: 8
Coding region: 247-2511 (754 amino acids)
Biological process (GO): positive regulation of DNA-templated transcription
Cellular component (GO): SWI/SNF complex
Source: RefSeq, a predicted model, not a curated record